AUGCGGUCUUGGGUACGGCAAGCGCAGCUUCUUGGACGAGGAAAAUUUCGUAUGCCCAAACCACGUGAGCUCAGCAUGAAUCGAAGAGUAUUAGCACUACUGCCGACCCAACAACAAGUGCAAGCGCUCGAAAUGCCGACACCGCUCACUUUUCCCCUUCCGAUGAUUGAUGAAAAUAAUCGGCCCAUCAUAACUGACCAGACGUUUGACAGAAUAUUCAGUCGACCCAAUGUAAUGAUGCGUGACCGAGAAGCUGUAGAACGAAAGCUAAAAGUUAUGGUUGAAGGUGGCCGAGAGAAACUAAUGGUCAUCUCUGACUUCGACUACACCCUAUCUCGAUUUGAAGACGAUGGUGGUAGCCGAUGUUGGACCACGCAUGGCGUGUUUGACAACUGCGCCAAAGAGUUUGAUCCCAAUCUGGCUAAUAAAUUCGAGUCACUUCGCGCAAAAUACUUUCCCAUCGAGUUUGAUCCAAAGCUUUCACUGGAGCAAAAGAUCCCAUUUAUGGAAGAAUGGUGGAACGCCUCCCAUGGCUAUAUCGUUUCUGCCCAUUUUAACAAGCCCACAAUAGAAAGCUUUGUGAAAAAUGCGAAAAUUAUCUUAAGAGACCAAGCCGAGGCUAUGAUACAACGAUUACUACAGCUUGGUGUUCCUCUGGUCGUAUUCUCAGCUGGUAUCGGUAACAUCAUUGAGAUGUUCCUGCAGCAAAAGUUUGGACAAAUGCCAGCAAACGUGCAUAUUAUAUCGAACAUGAUGAAUUUUGAUGAUAAGGGCGUCAUUGUGUCAUUCUCGGAGCCGCUUAUUCAUACGUUCUGCAAGAAUUCCUCCGUGAUUCGAAAAGAAGCUGAAUUCUUCCAUGAAGUUAGGGGAAGGAACAAUGUGAUUCUUCUCGGUGAUAGUAUGGGCGAUAUACAUAUGGAUGUUGGAGUAGAAAAACAAGGCCCCACACUCAAAAUAGGAUUUCUUAAUUCAGAUAUAGACAACUUGCUCGAUCACUACCUCGACGUCUACGAUGUGGUUCUUGUACGGGAUAAUACAAUGGAUAUUCCGAACUCUAUUGUACAAACCAUAGCUGAGGGAUCUUCCAUUGUCAUGUUGGAGAACAAUACCGACCGCCUCGUGGGGGUAGUCUCGUUUGGAUGCUUGCUUUUCAUAGUGGUAGCCGUGGGUUUCGUAUCCAAGCUGCAUUGUGAUUUGAUCAGCAUCGCGAAGCAAGCAGAAGAAGAGUCACCCAAAUUCAAUGUUGUACAUGAAGAGCUUUGGAAAGAAGCAUUAAAGCUUGUUGACAAGUAUGGAAGAAAUAUCGAGAAGAGACACGCCGUUUAUCAAGGCCAAGCGAGCCAAAAUAUUCGCCUUAAUCCCUACGUGCAGACCCUUCCAGAGCGCACUAGACGUUUCCACUAUACGCCAUAUCAACAACAACCAUUGCAGGUCCUCCAGCCAUAUCCUCCUCAGCCAAUUUACCAACAAAGAUACAAUGAUAACAGCGGAAUACAGUGUAACUGCCCUCGUGGCCCUCGUGGGCCUCCUGGACCAGAUGGUUAUGAUGGAGUUCCUGGCGUUCCUGGAGUAGACGGACUAGAUGGAGAUGAUGACAGCACAUUGAGACUGCAUUAUUCGGACGCAUGCGCAAUAUGCCCUGCUGGACCACGCGGACCACCGGGCCCGCCAGGACCACCCGGAGACAUCGGUCCAAAAGGUCUUCCCGGUACACCUGGUAACGAUGGAGCCCCAGGUAUACAAGGUGCAAAAGGGCCCGAAGGUGACAGAGGUUUCCCAGGACAACGCGGACCACCUGGUCCACCGGGUACACCUGGACAGAGAGGCGAAACGUACACUCAAGUAGCCGGACCGCCUGGUCCACCUGGUCCUAUAGGAGAACAAGGCGAGAUGGGCGAAACUGGGUUGCCCGGAGCGCCAGGCUUACCAGGAUUUCCAGGACCUCAGGGAUUGCAGGGAGCAAGCGGAAGCCGAGGAGCGGAUGGUAACUUUGGUCCGCCGGGAGACCCUGGUUUCAAUGAUGAUGGCUACUGCCCUUGCAAUGUAGGAAACAGAGACGAGUACAAGAAGGCCAAUGGUGUUUCGAAAUUAUAA
Messenger RNA from Cylicocyclus nassatus, 2094 nucleotides. Lineage: Eukaryota; Metazoa; Nematoda; Chromadorea; Rhabditida; Strongylidae. The record is from the annotation of a GenBank genome assembly.